Messenger RNA from Solanum dulcamara, 4903 nucleotides. RefSeq names its product putative F-box protein At4g38870. NCBI's taxonomy places the organism in Eukaryota, Viridiplantae, Streptophyta, Magnoliopsida, Solanales, Solanaceae. Bases 2727 to 3848 code for a protein of 373 amino acids. The transcript has 2 exons. Gene Ontology annotation, molecular function: protein binding. The record is from RefSeq and is a predicted model, not a curated record.
CAUGCAAAGUCUGUUUAUUUUAACAUGUUUGUAGCAGGUAACCUGUCCUGAAAACUCACUUUUUACAGAUAGUUGCCUGUAUUGAUUUGAUAGUGUGAAAAUUCUUUAUCAACGUAGAGAUGUUAAAACUUGUAAACUUUCAAGAAAAUUCAUUGGAAACUUACGCCUUGAACUUCCCACGUUGCACCCACCAAUGUCCUGUGUUGAAUACCAUAAUAUCAGCUCCUUGCCAGUCCAGAGACGAUAAAUCAAGUGUCUCCAGCCUCAAAAUUUUAAGAGAAUUUUUUGAGUUGAACUGGACAAGGAACGGGUUCCAGUAGAACUCUACAGAAACAUUGUAGUCCUAGAAAGCCAGAAAAUUGACUUUAUAGUAUGAACAUUGAAACAAAGAGAGACUUAAAGUCACAUGUAUUAUAACAUCAGACAUGUCUGGAAGUGUGCCAAACAUAAAAUACAUGGUAUUCAAGGUGCAGCAGACGUGUGCAUGUGACCGUGCAUUAUUGCACUAGUUCCGGUUUACCAUGCAUUAUUGCAUCAGGGGCGCUGGUGCCUGUGAGGGUGAUUGCAUUGGAAAAAAUAAGUCCCUAAGUUGAAUUACCUUAGCUUUGAAGACUUUAUAGUAGCCACUGCUAAUAUCAAGAUGGGUUGUUGAAGGAGGAAUUGUAGAAUAAAGAAGACACGUGAGAGAUUCCCAUUGGUUCCUAUUUAAUGAAUCUCCAACUAUGAUGACCCUCUUGCCUCUAAGCCUCUUCAACAUAUCUCUGCCAUUGAAGCUGAAAUUUGCUCAUAACAAAAGAUAGAGUUUCACUUUCUAUAUAUUGAUCAUGCAAAAAUCCUUCACACUGUCAGUUAAAUCCAAAAUAAAGAAAAGGGUGAAACAAGAAAAUGAAUGAACAAAUUUCCUACCUUGGGAUCAAACAAUCAUGAGCUUCCCAAGACCAAUUUUCGUAGUCAAAAUCAGGCCUUCCAUUCUUCUGGCAGCUCACUUGUUCACUCAGGAACGGACAUUGUGGUGCUUUGUAAUAUGGACUUCCCUUUGAUCCAUAAACCCAUCUUCCCUCGAAUAUGUUGCACUUCUUCUUGCUGUUUUUCUGUAUUAUAUCACCUUCAUCUUCUCUGCUUCUUGCUGGUUUCGAGAUUUCUAAAUUUCCAGUAGGGGAAAAGCUAUCGUCUAAAGACAAGGCAACAUUGAACAUGGCAUGUUGCAGAGCCCUGAAAUGCACUGCCUCAUUGUUGUGCUUAAGGUAUAGCAAGAAAAUGAAGCUCCCAAAUGUGCAUAACAUCCAUUUCUUGACGACUUUUGAGCUGGUUUCCAUAUUGAUUAUUGGUUUCUUGUGAGGAACAGUAAUUAAUAUAAAUUAGAAGACAUAGAACAAGUGGUUUGCAGGUAAAUUGUAGUUGUUCAAAGGUGAUAAUUUGUGAAGUUACUUAAUAUAUCUGUAUUUUUUGACUAGGAAAAUGGGUGAGAAGCUAGUCAACUAACCUUCUGCUUUCUUCUACAACUACUUGUCCUGAAAAUGACCUGAAACAAUUUUGGAACAUUUUUCCCUUUUUGCUAGUAGAAUUCAAGUGCACUAACUAUUUUAGAAAACAUUGCUAUUUUGGAGCGUCACUUACGAGGAAAUGACUUCCCUAAUGGAAGUAGGGAAAACAAGUUGCACAAGUGACGUUCCAAAAUAGUUUAUUGUGACAAAAAAAUAGUUUAUGACUUUAUAGUGUAGUAAUUUAGUGACUUUUCUGUUAUAGGGUAAUGGCUAUAGUUUAGUUACUUCAAUCUGAUAAAAAGAAUUAGUUUUCUGACUUUACUGUUUUGUGGAUUAAGUUAAAUGUUAAUACGUGAAACUAAAUGUCAUUUUCCCAUUGUGUCCGAUGUUCCAAAAUCUAUGUUAUUUGAAUUUCGAUUGCAAAUUGAGAGCUUCGUAUCUUUUGAAUAUUAGUAUAGCAAGAUUCACAGUAAACCUCUGCUAACCACAGGGUGAUUUUGAUUCUGUUAAAAGAUGGGAUAAUGUAGCUUUAGUUUUUCUAGACUUUAUAUGGUUUAGCAUACACAUUAGUUACAGGUUUCCUAAUAAACCUAGUUAACUUGUUAGGUGUUGAUUCCAAUUCUACCAUUGAUAGUAUAAGUAGGACUUUGAUUCCCAAUGAAUAGAGUUUUAGGUAUGGUGCCAUUUUUCAAAUAUGGACCAAAAUUUUGAAAUGAAAGGAGUAAAUUGCCAUUUAAUAUUACUGAUGUAGUUUCCUAUGAUCAAUUUAAAAUGGACAUGUAUGUUCUUCUUGGAAGCAAACUAGUCGUUUACCAAUCAAACAAAUACAUAUAAAAGUUAUAUAGAAGGCCAAAAUUUUCAAAGUUCCAUCAGCAAUGCCUUGUUAAACAUCAUGGUCAUCUACUGAUUCUUCUAUUUUAUAUAAUUCAAUCAUAUGAUGCAAGCUACUUGCUGACAUUUUUGCCACUCAGCUGGCUAGCUGUCAUAUUCUCCAAUUAGGUCAACUACACAAAUUGAUCAUCUAUGAAAAAAAUUCUCAGGCUUUUAUCAUAUUGACACACAAAAACACAUUUAUAGUUCGUGGAUACUAACUUUGUUUUCUAGGGUAUUGGAGUUUGACUUGGGCAAUUUUCUCUUAGUGGUGGUCGCUCUACAAACUCCCCCUGUUGUUAACAGUCCAAAAGAAUGAUUGAUCUCGUCUCACGUGAGAUAUGAAGAAGAACACGAGUCAAUAAUAAAGUCAUGGCUGAUUAUUUUUCGAGAGAUCUCUUGAUCAACAUAUUCUCAAGAUUGGGUGCCAAACAACUUUGUCAGCUCAAAUGCCUCUCAAAAGAAUGGCUUCAUACAAUUUCCAUUCCCUAUUUCAAGAAACAACGUCGCGAUCAAUCGAAGAAAAGGCCAUCUCUGUCUCUUAUCAGCUCUUCAAGAAAUCAUUCGUUCAGGUCCCAACUCAUUCAUCUUUCUUCAAUAGACUCUUCUAAUUUUGUUCAUGAAUAUGAAGUUAUUGCAGAAAUUGGGGAGGGCAAUUUUGUGUGCAGCUCUGGGCUAGACUUGUUAUGUUUUUACCAAACUGGCUAUGAAGGGGAAAUAUGGAUUUGCAAUCCCAUUACCAAAAAGACACUAGCUUUACCCGUUCUUUCCGAUUUUGCUGGUAAAGCUUGUUUAGGCUAUGUCUCUUCAACAAAUGAGUACAAAAUUGUAGUAUCAUUAGAGGGAAGAGUGGAUGAUUCUGAUGAUUGGAACCUCGAAGCCGAUUAUGAAGAACUUUUGUCUUUCAAUAUCUUAACCCUUAAGCUAGAAGAAACAAGUGUUGUAGGAUCAUGGAGAGACUUGUUGAGUUGCACACAAUAUUCUGGAACAGGUCAUCAACCAGUCCACAUCAAUGGGUUCAUUUAUUGGCUAGCCUUUGCAAAAGAUAAUACCUAUAGCAGAGAUCAAAUGACAAUUCUUGAAAUGAACUUGGAAAAUGAGGAAGUAAAUACCCUCUGUUGUCCAAAUGGCUGUAACUUUGAGUUGUCACAUUUGGCUGAGAUAAAUGGGCAUCUAUGUUUUGUUCACAAUAAAACAGAUGGUGGUGAUAUGUUAAAUGUUUGGAUGUUGAAGGACCGUGAGAGUGAAGGUUGGUGUCUAGAGUAUAGCGUUGAGGUUCAUGAGAGUGCUUAUAACUUCACUAUUCUUGGUUAUUUACCAAGAAAUAAUGAGAGUACCGGAGAUAUCUUGAUUCAGUCCUACAAAGGUGAUCUCUUUUGUUAUGAAACUGAUACCCAAAAGUUCAAAGAAUUGGAGAGUUUAAAUAAGGUAGAGUUUGAAUGGUGUGGUCUUUAUUAUGAGAGUUUCUUCUCUAUAGGCAUGCCUGGAAAUUAGAAUCCGAGAAAAAGUUUGUUUGUUUGUUACACCCUGUUAAUCCUGUUAGAAUGCGUUUUCGAGCUGGUUUCCAGUUGUUUAUUGGUUUCUUCUGUGGUAAUAUUAAUGAGAAGACAUGGAACAAGUUGUUUGCAGGUGAAUUGAAGUUAUUUUAAGAUGAUCACUUUGUGAAGUUGUUGAAUUAGAAGAAGGUGACAAGUUAGUCAACUACCCUUGUUCUCUCUUGUAACUACUUGUCCAUAUUUCCUUUUUGCUAGUAGAAUCCUGCAGGUGCAUUUAUUAAAAUGUUAUGCUAAUCAUCAAAUUCAAUGUGAAAAAUCUCAGUGACUAUAAAUAGAUAAAGAGCUAUAGAUGGAUAGUGGAACAUGCAGGUGCUGAAGAAAAUUCAAGAAACAUGGAAAUUGAAUGACAGAGAGACAACAUCAUUUUAAGAAAACAUUGCCAAUUAUAUGUUUGAGUUUACUGGAAAGGGUUUCAUUUUCUUGUGAUUUGUGUUAUGUUGUCAAUUUCUUCUUUCCCUAUAACAAGUCCACUGGCCUAGUUCUUCUCUCUCUUUUUCUUUUCAUAUGACAAGGGAAUCCGCAGUCGCUAUCCUUUGGGCGUGCAUAGGUUGGUGUCUAGAGUGUUGAGGUUCAUGAAAGUGCUUAUAACUUCAUUCUUGGUUAUUUACCAAGAAAUUAUGAGAGUAUUGGAGAUAUCUUGAUUUGGUCCGUAAAAGGUAAUCUCCGUCUGAUGUCUGAAGUUUAGGUAUUUUUGUCUGAAGUUAAUGCACAUACGACUGAAGUGCAGCCAUUUUCUCCAAAAGUUCAUGCCCAAAUACCUGGAUUUUAACCAUAAAUAACUUCAGACAAUACAUGUCUGAAGAGACAUUUUCUAAACUUCAUGCACAAAUUAAUGUACAAUUCUUUAAAAAAAGAAGAAAUGCAUAUUAAAUAGCGGUAUUCAAAUAGAAUAUCUUGUGAGAUUUCUACAUCUACUUAGCUACUAUAAAGUUGGGUUGGGUGGUCCAUCCAAGUUAGACUGCAUAAUCAAACUGAUGGCUCAAUCCCACUUAU